Messenger RNA from Rangifer tarandus platyrhynchus (Svalbard reindeer), 237 nucleotides. The record is from the annotation of a GenBank genome assembly. NCBI's taxonomy places the organism in Eukaryota, Metazoa, Chordata, Mammalia, Artiodactyla, Cervidae.
AUGAAGCGGAUUCAGAGAGGCCCGGUGAGAGGUAUCUCCAUCAAGCUGCAGGAGGAGGAGAGAGAGAGGAGAGACAAUUACGUCCCUGAGGUCUCAGCCCUGGAUCAGGAAAUCAUUGAAGUAGAUCCUGACACUAAGGAAAUGCUGAAGCUCUUGGACUUUGGCAGUCUGUCCAACCUGCAGGUCACUCAGCCUGCAGUUGGGAUGAACUUUGAAACACCACGUGGAGCUGUUUGA